Molecule: messenger RNA, 1191 nt
Organism: Phaeoacremonium minimum UCRPA7
Lineage: Eukaryota; Fungi; Ascomycota; Sordariomycetes; Togniniales; Togniniaceae
Product: putative mitochondrial fusion protein
Exons: 3
Coding region: 1-1191 (396 amino acids)
Source: RefSeq, a predicted model, not a curated record
AUGUCUAGUCACAGAGACGGGGUGAAUCCCCUCCGGCCAUACUACAUUCCGCCGUCCAUUGGCGAAGCUCAGGAGCCGCCGACACACGUCCCCGGCCCAAACCCGUUCUCACACGGCAAUGCCACCGGCAAGUACGCGUCCAAGGCACGCGACAUCUUCUCCGACCUCGAUUACAAGGACUACAUCGCAGAGCCUUCGCCCUCCGCCGUCAGGACGAUCAAGGACUUGGUCGAUGAGCUACUAUGGAAGUACACAUCCGUGCUGAUGGCACAGCCAUUUGAAGUGGCCAAGACAAUUCUCCAAAAGGAAGGCGCAUGGGGCGUGUGGAAAGGAUCCAACGCUACCUUUCUCUACAACGUCUUGCAGUCAUUGCUGGAGAACUGGUCAAGAAGCUUGCUAAGCGCCCUGUUCAACGUGCCGGAUCUGGGCGUCAAAGACGAUUUGGACCGGUUUAUUGACAUCGCAUCACCUUAUCCGUGGGCAUCGCUGUUCGUCGCUGCUGCUGCCGCCGUAGCGACAGGCCUCAUUCUCUCACCUCUCGAUAUUGUCCGAACUCGUCUCAUUGCGACCACUACCUCCAAAUCACCCCGCCGAACUCUACCCAUUCUACGCUCCCUUCCGUCAUACACCUGUCCGCCGAGCCUCGUCAUCCCCACAGCUCUGCAUUCUCUCGUCCAUCCACUCCUAGCAUUGACUACGCCUCUUGUGUUGCGGACAAAGUUCAUGAUUGAUCGUGAGGUAUCACCCACGACAUUCUCAGUGGCCAAGUUCUGCUCGUCCUCAGUCGCACUCUUCAUCAAACUCCCGCUCGAAACGGUGUUGCGCCGAGGACAAGUGGCGGUGCUGAACAGUCCCUCUUAUAUGCGCGCAAUCGAGCCCUCCGUAGUUAUGAAAGCCAAGGCUCGCGAGGACAAGGCCUCUAUGGACACUAUCAUACAGCCUGGCAAGUACAAUGGCGUCUUUGGGACGAUGUCCACCAUUGUUCACGAGGAAGGCUCACAUAUGAUACUACCCGCUCCGACAAAAGGGAAGCCCGCUACGAAGAAGAGCAAAACCAAGGUAGCCGAGACGGUCUACCGAAAAGGUCAGGGACUGGAGGGUCUCUGGCGAGGAUGGAAGGUCAGUUGGUGGGGUCUCGUCGGACUCUGGACUGCUGGCGUGGUUGGCGGCGGUGGAGACGGCGAGUUUUAG